AGAUGUCUGCUAGUCGAAUUUCCUCGUCUGCUUCGGGCGAAAUCAGGCAAAUUGUUGCCAAUAUCAGACAGCAUGUUGCGUUGGGGACAACUGAAACGUUGAUAGAGGAUGAAAACUUUGUUUUCCAAAUGCUUAAAUUGAUGGUGGAAGAUGCAGUGGAUACUGGAACAAAAACAGAAUUCCUGAGGGUGCUUGAAGACUGUGGGGGUGAUGUUCUGGACACUAAAAGUAUUGAUGAUGUUGCUUCCAAUCUGUUUGGGAUCUUCCGUCAAUAUGAGAGUCGAGAUGACAGCACCAACUUCCUCACACAGCUUCUUAUAACAGUGACCACAUUGUUAGUCAGCUGUCAGAAUAUUCCACAUGAUCCAACUGCAUCACUGAUAGAAAUUCUAUGGAGUAUAGCUGCCAAAGUGAAUGACGUCAGCAACAGGAGACUGAGGGCUGUAGCAUGUCAGUGUAUGGUUCAGUUGGAGCAGACCUCACCGGGAGUGAUGUGGCGGUGGCGAGAUCGACUUGUACAGGCUGUGAAGCAGGACCGGUCCGAAGUGUGUCAGGACUAUGUGACACUCCUAACAACUGUGCUGUACCACAUGGCAGGUGAUAUUGGUGCACCUGAAAGUCCUGUUACCCCAGAUUUUAGUCCAAGGUCCAGCGUGGAGAGGAUGGUGUCUGUUUCAGGUGGCUCUGGUGACACACUGUCUGCAGUCUCCUACAUCAUGGACCACAGCACCAUCUUCACCCCAGCAGGGCUGGUGGACAUCCUCACCUCACUGUCCGGCAUUGUACAGAACUCCCCCAGCAUCUCCCCAACAAUCUUUAAACCUCUAAUGCUUCACCACAUGGCCACCCAGGACCCCUGUCUCAUGCACAUUAUUCUCUAUCUUCAGCGAGAGUACUCAGGGGAGAUUCUGACAUCAUCUGAGGAAAAGUUACUGAUGAAAAGGCUUGUGACAGCUGUCAAUCAAAAAUCCAUAAGUCCUGCCUACAGGCUUGUAUUUCUUCAGUGGUUCCAAGGAUACUGCCAACUGGAGGAUGAGGAAGACAGCAGUGUUAUGGGGCAUGUGAGAGAGCAGCUGUCAUGGAGACUGCUGCCUUCAGUGUUUGACUCCAUUGACCUCCAUGUCGGGAAGGUGUCAACCCUGAACAUCUGCACCCAACUACAGUCAGAGACAGGUUCGGAAGAGUUGUCUCUCCUGCUGUCUAGCCUCACCUAUUUAAAGAAGCUGACUGUUUGUACUGGGAACAUAAGGUGGCGGUCUCACUGUACCGCUGUCUCUUCAACAUCCAGGCCAAACACUGCUCACAGGAUGUAGCCACGAAUACUAUCAAAAUCUGCCAGACAGUGUUAAGCAACUACCCCAAGCUGGUCCCCUUGGUGCUGAACUUCCUCCAGUGUGUCCGAGACCAGGCUGCAGAUACUGUGGUGUACAUGAAUAUCCUGUCCUCUCUACACAACCAAGUAUUAU
Molecule: messenger RNA, 1466 nt
Organism: Haliotis rubra (blacklip abalone)
Lineage: Eukaryota; Metazoa; Mollusca; Gastropoda; Lepetellida; Haliotidae
Product: AP-5 complex subunit beta-1-like
Exons: 13
Coding region: 3-1313 (436 amino acids)
Biological process (GO): endosomal transport
Cellular component (GO): lysosomal membrane; AP-type membrane coat adaptor complex
Source: RefSeq, a predicted model, not a curated record